This is a messenger RNA of Auanema sp. JU1783, 598 nucleotides long. The record is from the annotation of a GenBank genome assembly. NCBI's taxonomy places the organism in Eukaryota, Metazoa, Nematoda, Chromadorea, Rhabditida, Rhabditidae.
CUCUGUCAACAGACAAAAGACACCCAUCGGUCUUUACCGUAUCCCUUUACCUCCGACCGCCUACCAACCCAAGAAGAGGGGCGGAGUCUAUGCAGUACCACCUCCAAAAGAUAUGAUGUCCGCUAGCUCUUCCACAGCAUCUACUUUCGAUCAGUUCUCCAUGUACUUCCCACCUAGUACAACUUUCAACUAUUCCAGCUACAGCACACCUAUGCAAUCACCAUCCUUCUUUCCAAACAUGGGUUAUCCAUCUCCUAUGUCUGUUCAAACCGAUAACUCCUCUACUUCCUUGGAGAAAAAGAGAAGUCGCAAGUACAAAACCCCCUCUCCUCAAGUUCUCCGCUUACGACGAACAGCAGCCAACGAGAGAGAAAGGAAGAGAAUGAACCAUCUCAACGUUGCUUAUGAUAAGCUUCGAACAGUUCUUCCGGAAAUAGACUCUGGUCGUCGUCUUUCCAAAUUCGAAACUCUCCAAAUGGCCCAAGAGUACAUCAACAGUCUGGCUGAAAUCCUUAGAGACCCCACAAGUCCAGAAUCUGUCUCUCCAGCGGGACAAUCGUCGUCACAGUCGAACAAGCAUUACAAGAAGAGUCUGUGA